AUCUUGUGCAUUGCUUUUGUGCAUAUUUGACUUUCUGCAUCAGUGCUUCCAGAAUUCAAUGAAAUAUCCGUUCUAGGGCAUAUGGAUUUCCUUCUCUUUAUUGAGAUGUUUUGGUUGUUGACUUUAGACUUGGACAAGCAUUUUCAAGAAUCUAUUGAUUUUCAAGUGUUUGUUUUUCACUUGGUGCUUAUGGGGAAUUGCUCCAACCUCUUGGUUAUCUUUUUGUGACAUCUAGCUAUUUAAAAAGAUGUAGUUAAUUUCAGAACUAAUUAAAAAAUAUACGGACAAAAAACCGGAAAGCCAAAGCAAACUAACCAACCCCCUUGAAAAAAAAAAUGGUAUAGUCUAAAAGACAAGUGGGCAAGUCUAGGCCUGCUUUUUUAGUUAAUGAAUAGUCAUGAGGCCAAAAAGUGGGAGGGCCAAAGAUUUGUUGUUGGCUGCAUCUAGAAGCUGACAGGGCAAGGAGAACUGGCGGAAAAUCAGAAAAAGCAACUGGCAGUGCGUUACCUUUCCUUGAGUUGUUGUGUCAAGUUAGUUUCAUUCAGAGCAUCUGAAGUGAAGAGGUGAGACGGGAAGAACUGAGAAUUGCAGAACUCACCUGUGUAUUCUGUGAGGUCACAUGACCAGACCAGUGGGAGAAUCUCCCCUGUCUUUUGCCUGCCUAGCGGGAACGUUACAAUGCUGUGUAUCGGUGACCUGCCUCAUUACUACAGCACGUCUCAGUACAGCCUACUGAGCAGCAGUAUGGAACAAGGUUUGGGGAACAGACCAGCGUCUACCAGUCCCUACAGCUCCGAGACCACCUCCAACGUGCCAACGCCGUCACCCUACUCCCAGCCAAACUCGACCUUUGAGGCCAUGUCUCCAGCUCCGGCCAUCCCCUCCAACACCGACUACCCUGGGCCGCACAACUUCGAGGUCACCUUCCAGCAGUCUAGCACCGCCAAGUCAGCCACAUGGACGUACUCUCCAUUGCUCAAGAAACUGUACUGUCAGAUCGCCAAGACCUGUCCGAUUCAGAUCAAACUGGCUUCCUCGCCCCCAAACGGCAGCGUGAUACGAGCCAUGCCCAUCUACAAGAAGGCUGAACACGUCACAGAGGUGGUCAAACGGUGUCCUAACCAUGAACUCGGACGGGACUUCAAUGAAAGUCAGACGGCUCCUGCCAGUCACUUGAUACGGGUGGAGGGCAAUAAUUUGAGUCAGUAUGUGGACGAUCCUGUGACAGGCCGACAGAGUGUACUAGUUCCAUAUGAGUCUCCACAGGUGGGAACUGAGUUCACAACGAUUCUGUAUAAUUUCAUGUGCAACAGCAGUUGUGUUGGUGGAAUGAACCGCAGGCCUAUUCUCAUCAUCAUCACGCUGGAGACACGAGACGGACAGGUUCUCGGUAGGCGUUCGUUCGAGGGCCGGAUUUGUGCAUGUCCGGGUCGAGACCGCAAAGCGGACGAGGAUCAUUUCAGGGAGCAACAGGCGCUAAAUGAGAGCGUGGCCAAAAAUGGAAAUGCCAAUAAACGAAAUUCUGUUUAUGAACUUACAGAUUUCAAACAGACUCCAGCCAAUAUUACAGGCCCUUCCAUCAACAUCAAGAAGAGGCGACAUGGAGAAGAAGAGAUGUAUUACAUACCAGUGCGUGGUCGGGAAAAUUUUGACAUCCUGAUGAAGAUAAAGGACAGUCUGGAACUUGUGGAGUUUGUACCACAGCAGUUAGUGGACUCAUACAGACAACAACAGCAGCAGCUCCUACAGAGACAGAGUCAUGUUGCCUCUCCGUCUCCAUAUGGCACGCUCAAUAACAUGAAUAAGAUUCACGGGCCCAUUAGCAAGCUUCCCUCAGUGAAUCAGCUGGUGACACAACAGACUCAGCAGAGUGCAGGACCCUCUGCAUCCAUGUCACAUAUGGGUACAAACAUGCUGGGUGGACACCACAUGCAGUCUAACGGCGAUGUGAAUGGAGCUCACCCGUCACAGUCUAUAGUGUCCACCUCUCACUGUACCCCUCCCCCACCUUACAACCCUGACCCCAGCCUCGUCAGUUUCUUAACCAGCCUGGGCUGCCAAAACUGUAUCGACUACUUCACGUCACAGGGACUCCAGAGUGUCUACCAUCUUCAGACUCUUUCUAUGGAGGAUCUUGGGGCCCUGAAGAUUCCUGAGCAGUUCCGGCUGGCGAUCUGGAGGGGCCUGCAGGACAUGAAGCAGGGCCACGAUUACGGACAGCAGCUCAUUCGCUCCAGCAGUAACAUGGCCACGAUGGCCAUCGGCCCCGGAGGAGAGCUGCAGCGCCAGCGCGUCAUGGAGGCCGUGCACUUCCGAGUGCGUCACACCAUCACCAUCCCAAACCGCGGCCCAUCCACGGGAGGAGAGGAAUGGGCUGACUUUGGCUUUGACAUGCCCGACUGCAGGAUACACAAGCACUCCAUCAAGGAGGAGUUCGCAGAAAGCGACGUUCGCUGAGAAGGACCGCUCAUCCAUUGUUUUCUAUAUUGUCCGUAUUGGGUUCUUAAAACUGCAAUGGAUGGUUUUUAUUUUCCAUAUAGCAGCACUUCCAUAUUUGACAACAAAUGAUUUGAGGAGUAGAAAUCUUUGUGCAAACAAUUCCCUUUUUAUGAGCUCCAGGGUUCAAACCAGUCAUUUUAUUUGAUUGUCAUUUGUGGCCUUAUGCUAAUAUUACAUCACACACAAAAAAAAAGAAUCGUUAACUAAAAAGAAUGAAAUUAUUAGGACAUAGUCAUGAAUGGUUAGAAGCAGAAUAACUUGCAAUUCUGACUUUAUAACUCACAAUUUUCAGUUUAUAUCACACAAUUCUGACUUUAUAACUCAAUAUUGAGAGUUUAAAUCUCAAAAUUGUGAGAAAAAAGUCAGAAUUGUGAGAUAAAAAGUUGCAGUUACCAUUUUUUAUUUAGUGGCGGAAACAAGCUUCCAUACAUUAUUUAUUUUUGGCUUGGUGUAAAUAAUAAGUGUGCAAUCGUGUAUGAUAUUGAAAAACAGUGUGUGAAGUAAUGCCCAUAGAUAAAGUGGAUGCUUUGACCCACAAAAUCAUACUUUAUAUUUACUUAUUUUGAUAAACGCAGGUUUAUCAAAGCCAUAUGUGUAUGGCUAGAUCAAAAGGCGUUGUGUAUUUGAAUUAUUCUCUUAUUAAAAUAUGUCAUUACCAUACCUAUUAUUUGUACGUAUGUCAUCAAAGUUUCACAAUGACAGUGAAGACAGCACCAUAAAUGUACAUGUGAAUUUAUAGGUAACUGAAAGAAAAACAUCUUUUUUUAACAAGACAUCUUUUACUGCUUUUGAAAUGGUACUUUAUUUUUAUUUUUUUAUGUAUUUGUUAAGUAUUAUGUUGACAGAGAGACACUGGAUCGUUAUAAGGGUUUUUCAAUGCCUUUACAAUCAGACUUUUAGAGUUCACUUGUUUGUGGUAUUAUCCUUGCAGGACAAGGUUUUAUUUAUCAUGCUGUACUGUUGUAAUAUCUAUUUUUCCUUUAGCAGAUGGUCUUGUUAUGUUACUGUUUUAAUUGUGUCUAAUUUUAUGAUGUUUUUAAUAGUUAAAUGAUGGCUCAUCCAAGGUAUUAAGGUGAAUCUUACAAAAAAAAAAAAUUCCAGGUCACAUUUCAUCCCAGAAAGAUAAGAAAAAAAAUAUACUUAAUAAAUAAAAAUUUUGAUAUUAGGGUCAUUAUAAUGUUUGCCAUUAAUUUCAUGACAAAAUUCUCAUUGUAGUAAUGCAUUUUAUAAAUCAACAUAAAGAACAGCAAAUGCUGCCAUGAUGUAUAAAUACUGUAGACAUAUAAACAAAUAAAAAAUUAUAAUACAUAUAAAUAUUUUGUGCAUUAUGCCAAUAAUAUUUUUUGGGAUAAAAAUGGUAAUUGCCUUAAAAAUUCUAAAAUUGGUCUUAUUUUGUGGCUGAAAUAUGACCUGGCAUCAUUUUUGCAAAGACAAAAUAAUUAAAUCUGGUAUAUGAACUCUUUAAGACCCAGACUUUACUCUAAUAUCACUUACUACAACUAGUACUAAGAAGACAAAGUUUGAAAUACUUUUGUUCAGCCGACCCAAACAAUUAUGAUAUGAUCCCAUCAAACUCCUACUGUCUUGUGUAGGUGAAAACUAAAAUGGAAAAGCAGAAAAGUGUUUCAGGCAGAGCUGUCAUCAGAGGAGAACACUGCCCUCUGUGGUUUAUAAGGAAUGUAUUUAUAUUUCUUACUCCUGUACAGUCUGUGUAUAAAACUGAACUAAGAGCUGUCUUGAACAUUAAAAAUUUGGUGGAUUGUAUGUAGUCAAAGGUACAUUUGUAACCUUUAUUCAACAUGCAAAUGCAUUUGUAAAUAACUAGUGUUAACCAUAUUAUUCAUGUGAUGAUAACAGCAGCACAUCUUAAAUUGGACGCCGCUAAAGGGUCUCAGGAGGAAAAAAUGAGUUUUUAAAUUGGCCGUGAUGGUGAAAUGCCAUCAUAUAGAUCCAAGCACUUUAUGGCUUUAGGAUAUUGUAAACAAUGUUAUAUUUACAGUAAAUAUCAGUCAGUAUUAUGUCAUGCUGUGUCAUUUUGACAACUACAGAUUUUAGAAAUGUUUUUAAGAGUUAUUAUCUUGUGUUUUCAUUAAUUAAAGAGUUGUAAUGCUGUUUCUUUUUUAUAUCACCAUGUUUGAAUUAUGUAAAGUGAUUUCUUUUUCAAUAAAUACUAAAGUGUGCAAAAA
Megalobrama amblycephala (Wuchang bream) is the source of this 4685-nucleotide messenger RNA. It is a transcript of the gene tp73, whose product is annotated as tumor protein p73. Lineage: Eukaryota; Metazoa; Chordata; Actinopteri; Cypriniformes; Xenocyprididae. Gene Ontology annotation, cellular component: nucleus. Gene Ontology annotation, molecular function: DNA-binding transcription factor activity, RNA polymerase II-specific; protein binding; RNA polymerase II cis-regulatory region sequence-specific DNA binding. Gene Ontology annotation, biological process: protein tetramerization; regulation of transcription by RNA polymerase II; apoptotic process. The record is from RefSeq and is a predicted model, not a curated record. The coding region runs from base 679 to 2457 and encodes 592 amino acids. The transcript is spliced from 12 exons.